Messenger RNA from Echinops telfairi (small Madagascar hedgehog), 948 nucleotides. Its product is annotated as olfactory receptor 4K3. Gene Ontology annotation, biological process: G protein-coupled receptor signaling pathway. The coding region runs from base 1 to 948 and encodes 315 amino acids. The transcript has a single exon. Gene Ontology annotation, molecular function: G protein-coupled receptor activity; olfactory receptor activity. The record is from RefSeq and is a predicted model, not a curated record. Gene Ontology annotation, cellular component: membrane. NCBI's taxonomy places the organism in Eukaryota, Metazoa, Chordata, Mammalia, Afrosoricida, Tenrecidae.
AUGGCUUGGAGCAAUCAGUCAGUGGUGACUGAAUUCAUACUCCAGGGUCUGUCCAGUUCUUGGGAACUCCAAAUCUUCUAUUUCCUGUUUUUCUCCGUAGUCUACAUAGCCACUGUGCUGGGGAACCUCCUGAUUGUGUGCACUGUGGUGUCCGAGCCUCGCCUGCACUCACCUAUGUACUUCCUGCUGGGUAACCUCUCCUUCAUAGACAUGUCACUGGCCUCCUUUGCCACCCCCAAAAUGAUCGCAGACUUCCUCAGUGAGUACAAAGCCAUUUCGUUUGAAGGCUGCAUCACACAGAUAUUCUUUCUGCAUCUCUUAGGAGGUGCUGAAAUUGUCUUGCUGAUCUCCAUGUCCUUCGAUAGGUAUGUUGCCAUAUGUAAGCCUCUGCGUUACUUAACCAUCAUGAGUCGGAGGAUGUGUAUUGGACUCGUGACCCUUUCCUGGAUCGUCGGUGUCUUCCACGCCCUGAGUCAAUUAGCAUUUACUGUAAAUCUGCCCUUCUGUGGACCCAAUGAAGUGGACAGCUUCUUUUGUGACCUCCCGUUGGUGAUUAAACUCGCCUGUGUCGACACCUACAUCCUGGGGGUGUUCAUGAUCUCAACCAGUGGCCUGAUUGCCCUGGUGUGCUUCAUCCUCUUGGUCAUCUCCUACACGGUCAUCCUGGUCACUGUGCGGCAGCGCUCGUCCGGGGGCUCCUCCAAAGCGCUCUCCACCUGCAGUGCGCACUUCACCGUCGUGACCCUUUUCUUCGGCCCGUGCAUUUUCAUCUACGUGUGGCCUUUCACAAAUUUCCCAAUAGACAAAGUGCUUUCGGUAUUUUAUACCAUUUUCACGCCCCUCCUGAAUCCAGUGAUCUAUACUCUUCGAAAUAAAGACGUCAAGGAUUCCAUGAAGAAACUGGGUGGCCGUGUCUUGAAGUCUAGCAAGACUGGGCACAAGCCUUAA